Molecule: messenger RNA, 2750 nt
Organism: Pristis pectinata (smalltooth sawfish)
Lineage: Eukaryota; Metazoa; Chordata; Chondrichthyes; Rhinopristiformes; Pristidae
Gene: xkr9
Product: XK, Kell blood group complex subunit-related family, member 9
Exons: 3
Coding region: 686-1924 (412 amino acids)
Biological process (GO): phosphatidylserine exposure on apoptotic cell surface; engulfment of apoptotic cell; apoptotic process involved in development
Cellular component (GO): plasma membrane
Source: RefSeq, a predicted model, not a curated record
CACUUGAAGCUGCUACUAGUGUGAAGAUGAGUGGUAGAAUUUGGGUGGGGCGAUGACGAGAAAGAAUGGAAUUAGUGAUAGUAGGUGUUUGGUGGUCAGCGCGUCCUCGGUGAUCCGAAGGAUCUGCUUCCAUUUCUGUAUAACUCUUAUGAUUUUUCACUAAUUCAUUUCAUAAAAACUCGACAGAUUCCAAGGCAGAGGAAGCAGCCCUACCGCCACCGAAACUGAAAUUAACCACUCGGGUCGCUUGUUAAGGUAGGAAGCUGUCUGACCACGUUAGCACUGCUUUUGGGAACUGACCAUCAGCUUGUCUACAUUACUAAGAAAAAUGGAAGUUGCAAAACUUCACCAUAAGGAUGUCAGAAGACUUCUAAGCACGUGGAUAAGAAACCUGGGGUGAACCGACCGUAUUCGGCUGUGAACGCACGGAAGCCUCAUGCGGAAACUCUCUGCCUCUUUCUCAACAGUUUACAUACGGACUUUACUCCCCUCUCCCCAAACUCUGACAAUAACCUGCGUUAUUGGGCGGUCACUCUAGUUCCCACCUUACAAUAAACUGACGUUAACGUUGAAAUAAUGUGGAGCGUCACUUCUGAGAACCAGGUCACAGAAAACUGAAAGAGAAACAUACCCUCUUCGCCAGGAGAAGGUAUGGAUUGACUGUAAAAAGGAUUAACAGUGGAUCAUGACAACCGAGCAAAACUAUGGCAAAUGCAGCUUUUUGCUGACCCUAGCUGGUUUUCUGUUGUACUUGACGGACAUUGGGACCGACCUCUGGGUUGCUGCAGUGUAUCUCAUCGACGGGCACCUUGUGUGGUGUCUUCUGGUGCUGUCUGUGAUUGUGAUUUCUGCUGUGAUCUUGCAGAGUUUCAGCUGGUCUUGGUACAAAGAUGAUGAGAACAAUCCAAGUCUCAGUCCCCACAACCGAGGCUGCGCCAGCGGCGGUUCGUGGUUCUGUGUGCUGCAUGUUUUCCAGUUGGGCGUGCUGCUACGGUUUGUAAAGGCACUAGACUAUGGAUACAAGGCAGCAUUCAAGAAAGGAGGAACUGACUUGAUUGCCAUAUACUCGGUUACAGAUUUGAGCAUGUUACGAUUGUUUGAGGCAUUUUUAGAAGCUGCGCCUCAACUUGUUCUUCAGGUCUUCAUUCUGCUGAUGUCUGAUGACAGAGAAUAUAUUCAGUAUGUGUCUGUGAUUUUGUCAUGCAUGAGCAUUUCAUGGGCUACUUUGGACUACUAUGCAGCACUAAAGAAAUCUUUACCUGACCAACGAAAGCUAACCUGUGGAUUCCCUUAUUUGAUGUACUUUCUAUACAAGUUGUUGACACUUAAUGCAAGAAUUUUGCUCAUAACCCUUCUGGCUAUGAUAAAUAUCAUUGCAAUGAUUGGCUACUUGUGUGUUUUAUGGCUGAUCAUGAUUAUAUAUGUCUUUGUGCAGAAGACCAAGUUUUGUACAUCCAUGAUCCAGGAAGUUAUUUAUAAGGCAGUGGUUGCCAUAAUCUUAGUUUUCACCUUUUUCAAUAUAAAAGAUAAGAAUACAAGAAUAGUUAUGAUUAUCUAUUACACAAUUAGAAUUAUUGAAACCGGUGGAGUACUUGUCUUCUGCUGGUUUCUGAAAGGUUUUAUGGUUGAUAAAAGCUACAGUCUCCCUGUCAGUAUAACCAUUGGGCUGUCACUAAUUCUAGGGAUAAUUUGUCUUGUGUUGUACUACAGUUUUUGUCAUCCAAAAAGGGCAAAUGAUAAAGACUUUAAUCAUUGUGACAAUGCAGUACAAUUUCCCACUUCUUAUGAUGAAGUUGAUGGAUGCCCAUCUGAAAACCCAACAGUUAUACUGAAAGAUAUAAAUAAAAAUGGUAUUAUGAUAGAUUCAGAAGUUACUAAACCUGCAAUUAUAAGUGGUAGAAUAACACAUUGUUUAAGCUUUUAAUUAAAUGAAUAAAAUACUACUGGAAUUAACUUGACUUCCUUCUACAGAUGGAGGGUAUUAUUUGCUGUUUAAAAAGAUCACUUUCACAUUGGAUUAUAUACCUUACAGAUUGUAAGUACAAUCUACAGUUAGAAAUUAGCAAAUGUUAAAAUGAAGCUCCAUCUGUCAGUUUAGGCAUAUGUUAAAGAUUCUGUGGCACGGUUCAGGAAAUACUGGGAGUUUUCUAGGCAGCAAGGACUAAAGUACCUUCUCUCUCAACCAAUUUAAAAAAAAACAAAUUGGUCGCUCACCUCACCUCAAGAAUCUUGUGUAGCAUUUGUCUGCAUAAUCAAAGCAUGGCAAAAGGUAACUGGGAAAUGAAAUGCUUUGUGUUGUGGCAAUAUGCUAAGUAAAUGUAAUUCAAAGGAUGGUGUCAAUCUAUUUAACAGAUUAUAAAUUCCCAGGUGCAUUGCUAUUUAAUUUUUGAAUGGAAGAACCUAAAUAUUCAUCAGAUUUUAUAAGUUAUGUAUAUUUUUAAUGUCUAUUUAGAAAGAUGAAGCACAGGUGUUUGGUAAAUGGUAAAGAUACAAUUUUCCACAGCAACUACUACUGAAUCAGUAUAGAAGACCUGUCCUUUGAAAAAUUCUGACUAUCUCAAUACAAUAACUUUUGUAUUGUUGCACAAUGUAAUUUCAGUGGUGCUGAUGAUUUUUUUUCCAGUAAGAAAGUAAAACUUGAAUAUUACAGCUUUUGUCCAAAGUUGAGAUUUAAAAAUGAACUGGAAAAUAACAUUCUAAAUGAAGAGAGGGCAAAUUUAGCAAAUGAAUAAAAUGUACUUUGCAAGCUC